Molecule: messenger RNA, 1170 nt
Organism: Panicum hallii
Lineage: Eukaryota; Viridiplantae; Streptophyta; Magnoliopsida; Poales; Poaceae
Exons: 2
Coding region: 345-1037 (230 amino acids)
Source: RefSeq, a predicted model, not a curated record
CGGUACAUGGCCGUCGCUCUUAACAACAUAGGCGCAUGUUUGCCCGUUAUAUUCUUAUUAUUGCCGUGGAAGAGGACAUGAACGUGAUGAUAGGGAGAAUUGAUGCACCGCGCCAAUUAUAGCUUUUACUUUUACUAGGGAAGUACUUUUACUUUAUGGCGCAUUUCAUUUGAGCCAACCGUUCCCCUCUCUCUCUCUCUCUCGUCACUGGCUGAGGAGCGAGGACAGAUGAGGAGGAGAAAGGACAGAAGCACAAAGCGGACACAAGCACAAGCACAAAGCACAGCCGCCUGCAGCUCUCCCCUCUCCCCGGGCUGCGAUUUGGGGCAGCAGAAAAAGAAAGAAUGCGUGGAAUCUGCAUCUUCAAGUCCAAGCUUGCGUUUCUCCUGCUCUGCGUCUGGAUGCUGCUGGGGGCCGUAUCCGCCGCAAAGAUCCAUGGGAACCCGGCCAAUGACCUUGUGGCGCUGAUCAACGGCAAGAGGGCGGCGAGCAAGCUGCCCGCCCUGCGCAACAGCGCCGGCCUGGGGUGCAUGGCGCUCCAGUACAUCUCCGAGUGCAUGGCCACCGCCGCCGCCGCCUGCAGCAGCGACAACACGGUGGCGUGCCGGCCCCCGGAGGCCCACAUCACGGAGGUGUACGCCGCCAACUGCGGCGUGGAGCUCCCCACGGUGGACGUCAUCUCCGGCCGCCUCGUCGGCUGCCACCGGGAGCGCGCCGGCCCGGAGGACGCGUUGCAGGCCUUGCUGGCCUCAGCCGCCGGCAACACCACCAAUGCCACCGAGAUUCUUGGCAAGGAGCACACCCAGGUGGGCGCCGGCUUCGACCGGGCGCACCGCCGCGGGCCCUUCUUCUGGUGCCUCCUCUUCAGCAGCGGCAGCGCCAACUCCACCUUCCUGCUGGAGGCCGGCGGCAAGGGCAUCCGGCAGACCCACGGCUGCUUCAGCGCUCCAGAUCGGACCUCGUGCAACGCCGCGCCGCGGCUCGCCGGCGCGGCGGCUGCACUCCCCCUUCUCCUCUUCCUUCUUCUCUCCUCCUAGUAAGUAGUAACAAGGAAGGAAGAAAGAGCCUUGAUAUGAUGCUCAUGUAUGGGCAAGGUCAUGUGAACCAAACCAACCAACAUUGGCACGCCGGACUGAUUGAUUUCCUAUCUAUCCUCCUAGACAGAAUGAA